AUGGGACAACUCGAAGGUAAUUCCUUGGCGAACCAUUUUAGCCACGGACAUCCGUUGAAAUCUCACGCUUAUAUCACUCGAAAGGUCACAUGUUCAGCGUGUAAGCAAGGUGUUUCCGGAUCGUUUUACGCUUGUCUUUCAUGCAAUUUCUACCUUCAUAAAAAGUGUUUCGAUCUUCCUCAAACGUUGAAACACCAUAGCGAUCGACGACAUAAUCUUGUUCUUUUGUCUUCUCCUGCGUACCCCGAAGGGUUUUUCAAAUGUAACGCUUGUGGGACCCAUGGGAAUGGGUUUUCGUACCAUUGUUCUGAUUGUCAAAUCGAUUUGCACACCACUUGUGCUUUGAUGCCGCCGUCGGUGAACCACACCGCCCAUGAUCACACCCUUGGCCUUUGUUUUACACCACCGUAUGAGAACCAGGGGUUCAGUUGCGACAUCUGUAAGAAACCCGGCUCGAACCAUUGGCUCUACCGGUGUGGUUUAUGUGAUUUUGAUGCUCAUAUGAAGUGUGCCAUGGCUAGAACCACUUCUCGCGAAGUACUACCCAUGGCUAGAACCACUUCUCGAGAAGUACUACCCAAAUCUACAAGUCUUCCUCAUUAUAGAACUAACCACUUCUCACCACCACAACCACCACCACUGCAGUCCGCGACUCCGUCACCAUCACUGGUCCAAAUAUAUUAUAACUCUUCAUCGACGGAGUAUCCUCUAGCUGAUCAUCAUCACAUGGCUAGAACUGCUAGUUCUCAAGCAGCCUUGAAUAAGUCUGCAAGUCUUCCUCAUUAUGAAACGCAUCACCAUUUCUCACCACCACCACCACCACCACCACCACGGCCACCCGUCCAACAACCAUAUUACUACCAGGCGGAACAUCAUCCACAAUAUCAUCAAUCGAACCACUACCAGGGUGCAACAACCAUGGGUGUUCCGGUGCAGACUUCAAAAGAUAAUGGGUUCAUGAAGAACAUGGCUGGGCAUGCAGUGGAGGGAUUGGUUGGAAGUGUAGUAGAGGCUGUUCUUGAAGGGAUGGUGUCGUAAAUCAUAUUCUUGGAAUAAUAGCUACUUCUGAUUCCAUAAACUCACGUACACACCAGGUUC
Molecule: messenger RNA, 1098 nt
Organism: Cynara cardunculus var. scolymus (artichoke)
Lineage: Eukaryota; Viridiplantae; Streptophyta; Magnoliopsida; Asterales; Asteraceae
Exons: 1
Coding region: 1-1038 (345 amino acids)
Source: RefSeq, a predicted model, not a curated record